CUUCUCGCGGCCCGCGGCACCAGGCGGGGCGCGCGCCCGCCAGCUUCUCCACCCGGAAGAGCCUCCUGAACGGUGAAGUUGAGGCGGUUCGCGGCUCGGCGUCCGUCGAGUGCGCGGGCCCGGCCGAGGAGCCGGCGCAGCGCCUAUUUUCCCCAGGCGCGAGGCGGGUCUGUCGGAGCCUGCGCGCCCCCGCGGCCGGCGGCGCCUCGAGCGGCUGGCGCACGCGCCCCGCCCCGCCCCCAGAGGCCUCCUCGAACCCCCGGCGCUAGGCCCGAGCUCUCCGCGUCCCUUGGCCUCGGGAGCAGCGUAUCCGUCAUCACCUAGAUUCAAGAUGAAUAGUGAGCAAGUUACACUGGUUGGUCAAGUGUUUGAAUCCUAUGUUUCGGAAUACCAUAAGAAUGAUAUUCUUCUAAUCUUGAAGGAAAGUGAUGAAGAUGCCCAUUACCCAGUUGUGGUUAAUGCCAUGACCCUUUUUGAGACCAACAUGGAAAUUGGGGAAUAUUUCAACGCAUUCCCAAAUGAAGUACUAACAGUUUUUGAUAGUGCUCUGCGAAGAUCAGCCUUGACAAUUCUCCAGUCCCUUUCUCAACCUGAGGGUGCCUCUAUGAAGCAGAAUCUUCAUGCCAGGAUAUCAGGUUUGCCUGUUUGUCCUGAGCUGGUGAGGGAGCACAUCCCUAAGACCAAGGACGUGGGACACUUUUUAUCUGUCACUGGGACAGUGAUUCGAACAAGUCUGGUAAAGAUCCUGGAGUUUGAGCGCGAUUACAUGUGUAACAAAUGCAAACAUGUAUUUGUGGUCAAGGCUGACUUUGAGCAGUACUAUACCUUCUGCCGGCCAUCCUCCUGUCCCAGCUUGGAGAGCUGUGAUUCUUCAAAAUUCACUUGCCUCUCAGGCUUGUCUUCGACUCCAACUAGGUGUAGAGAUUAUCAGGAAAUCAAAAUUCAGGAACAGGUGCAAAGGCUAUCUGUUGGAAGUAUUCCACGAUCUAUGAAGGUUAUCCUGGAAGAUGACUUAGUAGACAGUUGCAAAUCUGGUGAUGACCUCACUGUUUACGGAGUUGUAAUGCAACGGUGGAAGCCCUUUCAGCAAGGUGUGCGCUGUGAAGUGGAGAUAGUCCUGAAAGCCAAUUAUGUCCAAGUAAAUAAUGAGCAGUCUGCAGGGAUCAUCAUGGAUGAGGAGAUCCAAAAGGAAUUUGAAGAUUUUUGGGAGUCCUAUAAGAGUGAUCCCUUUGCAGGAAGGAAUGAAAUAUUGGCCAGCUUGUGCCCACAAGUUUUUGGGAUGUAUCUAGUAAAGCUUGCUGUGGCCAUGGUGCUGGCUGGUGGGAUUCAAAGGACUGAUGCUACAGGAACACGGGUCAGAGGUGAAUCUCAUCUUUUAUUGGUUGGGGAUCCUGGCACAGGGAAAUCUCAGUUCCUCAAGUAUGCAGCAAAGAUUACACCACGAUCUGUGCUCACCACAGGAAUUGGAUCUACUAGUGCAGCACAUUUCCAGAUGCAAGUUCCCUGCAUCCGACAUCUCACGAGAUCAUCUAUUUGUUGAUGAAGAUUAAAAGAGGAAAGAAAGGAGCAAUACUGAAUAUCUAGUUAGAAGGAAUAGCAAGUAUCUAGAAGUAGGGCAUGCUUAGCUGGCUCAAGAAAAAGCAAGGAGGCAGGGCUGGUGCAAAUUGAAUAAAGGGGGAAAAGAACUGACCAUUAGAUUGGGUGUGAGGGGCAUGGCCAGAUUAUGCAAAGUUUUAAAGGCCAUCAUUGAAGACUUCUGACUUUUAUACUGAGUGGCAUGGGAAGCCAUUGGGAGGGUUCUGAUUGGAAGGGUAACAUCCAACUUUCAUUUUAGAAGGAUCAUUUUGGAUCCUGUGUUCAGUAUGGACUGUAAGACAAUGAGGGGGAAAAAACAGGUGGAUAUUUUAAGGCAAGAGGCAAGAACUGAUGGUAGCUUGGACCACAUGUAGCCAUGGGUAUGAGAAGCAAUCACACUCUGGAUAAAUCUUGAAGAUAAAGGCAGCAAGAGUCACCUUUUUUGCAAGGGGUAGGGGAUUAGUUUUGGACAUGUUAAGUUUGAGAUAUCUACUAGAUAAAUAUCAAUGACAUAGGAAACCCAAAAGCUAAGUGGAGAAACUUUAGACAGGAGUGUAAAACCUACUAAACUAGCCAAAUGAGGGUAAGUCUGGUAAUUGUCACGUGGAGUUUUCACAUUUUGUUCAUUUCGUAUGUAUUUAUUUGUACCAAUACAUAUAGUGCUCUUGGCCUCCUAAUUGGUAUAAGGUAAGGUGGCAUUUGUGGUCUGGCGUAGGAACAUAGUCAGGAGUUAUAAACUUAUACCUACUUUGUGCUGGGCAUUGGUCUUGCCAAUAUCACGAACCUGUUACUUAAAUCUCAACAGCUUUACCAUACGGAUUUAAUUAUACUAUUAUGCAAACAAGAAAGCUGAGGCUCCAAGAGGCUAAGUAAUCUACCCUAAUUCACAGAGCUAGCAAACCAAAGAAUCGGAACCCAAGCUAUGUUUCUGUAACUCCAAAGCCUGGGCUCUUUCCAAAACCGAAACUAGGAAGGUAAUUCUUCCGUUUCUGGCUCUCAAAUGAAUAGUGGAAUAAAGGAACUUAGUGGAGGGGGUGGGGGGAGAUGGGUGAGGACAGAGGCCAUGGAAAGAUAAUCUACCCUUAAGGAGCACAGGCUGUAACUCAGUGAACACCUGUACCUUAAUUUUUAUGCUAAUGGAAUCCUUGCUGUAGCUACUGAGUUUAAAAUGCUCAGUAACUUAUUGAUAAUUAGCAUCAGUUGUCUUAUUUUUUUUUUUUAACGCCGCUUUCAUUCCCCUGUCCUCUGUAUUCGAAAGAGGAAGCGACAGAAUCAGAUGCACAGGUUCUCUGUUGGAGUUUAUUAAUUUAUUUAAAAACUUAACUAAUUGUUUCAUUUAAUCAUGGUAACCCCAGUCUGCAAGUAUCUGCGUUUAUGGUCAGGAGUGAGGGAAGUCACCAAGGGAAUUUUAAACUAAUUACCCUACUUGGGAAGAUCUGUGAUUAGUGUGUAAAAUAUGUAAUCUUUGGGAAUUAGAACAAGCCUGAAGUCUAAAAGCAGAAUCACCAUGUUCAAUUCUGGUACAUUGUAAAUGUUCAACUGACAGUAGCUUGUAAUUAUUGAUAUUGACCAACUUAAAAAAAAUGGCUCCAUUCUGUUAGAGAAACAAAGAAUCAGCAGUCUACAGAGGGCAUAAGAUUAGCAGGAAGGUCAAUCAAAACUUGACAAGCUUGGGAACCAUCAGAUCAAAUACAUCCUGGUCUCCUGUCAAGUUUAAGUAUGAAAAAUGGUGGCCAACCUGUGGCUUGGGAUUUAAGACAAAAGUUAUGAAGUGAAAAUUUCUCUUCAGAAUAUUCUGUAGUUUCACUUUAAGAAUAGAUUUUUUAAAAGAACUGUAAUAUAAAAGUAUGGAACUUAUAAGAAGCUUUUGCUAAAUAAACUCAAUUUCCUUAAUCCACAUAGCCUCUAGGUGGAGUAUACAAGCAUGGCACCUUUUUGAAAGAUUCCUUUGCAGCUUCAGUAUGACUCAGCUUAAACUCUUUUGAAAAAUGCUAAAUAACCAGUAUAAGUGCCCUAGGAAGAGGUGUACAAGUGGAAGUAAGUGUAUUGUUGAUACUGGUAUCAUAAAAACUCUGACGUGAUUCAGGUGAGUUCUGAAUAGAUUCCAGUUAAAAAUGGAACAUAAUUCUGCUUCCGUGAAUGGUGGGUUUCAACAAUCCAAUGUCAAAGCCCUGUAACAUCCUGAAUCAUCUAUCAUCCUUGUCCAAAACUGGCUCUUAAAAUGGAAGGCCUCACUUGAGAAAUACCUAUAAUUUGAAGAACUUCUAAAGCUUAAGACAUACAGUACGUUGGAAUGAACUAAUCAAUGAUUUCUCUUGCAUUUGCCCAUUUUUAUAUGCAAUUGGCAAUAAAAAGGAAAACUUACUGUUGGGUAUGAAAAAUUGGCCUGGUAGCUGAAAUGAUUAUAGUAGUACUCUGGGAAAGUAAUCAAAUGGUUUCAGAGUAAUAAGAAAAAUCCUCUUUAAUUUUAUUAUCAGUGACCUAUUAGAAAUUAGUUUAAUAAAUGAAUGGUCUUUCAAAAUGUGAAAGACUACAUAUUAUAUAUAUAUAUACACACGUAUGUAUAUAUGCAUGCAUAUAUGCUUUAUGUAUGCAUUAAUAUUGGAAGAGCGUAGAUUAAAGUGUUAAUUAUAAUUAACAGGAGAUGGUGGAAGGCAUUUGAGUACACAGGACUGUUUAUAUAUGUAUGUAGAACUUUUAAAAAGUUUAUUCCAAUGAGCAUGUAUCGCUUUUAUAAUUUGAAAACUUUAACACCCUACGUAAAAUACGUUUUGUGGAGAUUAAAAACUAAUUUUUAAGUGAAAUGCUUUAUAUACCAUGAUUAGCAUAAUUUUAAGUGCAUUUUUGUUAAAUAUACUUGUAAGUUCAAAUACUUAUGUCGCCUUUUAAAUUGUAAAAUUACCAUUGAUGAAGUUAAAUUUUUUCUACUCAAAUUUUGAAAGGGAAGCACUGGAUUAUUUUAAUAAAAUCUAACAGCAAAGAUAAAAACCUUGGUAAGUUUAAGCUUUCUAAAUAUGUAUUAAUGUACAUAAUAAAAAUACCUUUGGAGACCUUAAAA
This is a messenger RNA of Ailuropoda melanoleuca (giant panda), 4633 nucleotides long. RefSeq names its product minichromosome maintenance 9 homologous recombination repair factor (gene MCM9). Gene Ontology annotation, molecular function: ATP binding; single-stranded DNA helicase activity; ATP hydrolysis activity. Bases 332 to 1540 code for a protein of 402 amino acids. The record is from RefSeq and is a predicted model, not a curated record. Gene Ontology annotation, biological process: double-strand break repair via homologous recombination. The transcript has 8 exons. Gene Ontology annotation, cellular component: nucleus; MCM complex. Lineage: Eukaryota; Metazoa; Chordata; Mammalia; Carnivora; Ursidae.